Messenger RNA from Quercus robur (English oak), 504 nucleotides. RefSeq lists its product as uncharacterized. Lineage: Eukaryota; Viridiplantae; Streptophyta; Magnoliopsida; Fagales; Fagaceae. The record is from RefSeq and is a predicted model, not a curated record. The transcript has a single exon. The coding region runs from base 1 to 504 and encodes 167 amino acids.
AUGGCAAUGAGAGAAGGGGAGACUUUAAAAACUUAUUCAGAUAGAUAUUGGGAAAUGUUUAAUGAGAUAGAUGGAAACUUCAAGGUCGUGGCUAUAAGGACAUUUAAGGUUGGUCUCCCUACUGAGCAUGAGUUGAGAAAGUCCUUGAACAAGAAGCCUCGGCAGAGCAUGCAUCAGUUAAUGGAUCGAAUUGACAAGUACAAACGGGUCGAGGAAGAUCAACAGCAAGGGAAGGGUAAAAUUAAGGUAACUCCUACUGAACGAAGGGAUUUCAAGUUGGAGAGGUAUAAUAACAAUAGACCUAGGAGAGAUUUCCCAGGACAUGCGGGGCAUUCUACUCCCCAGAUAGUUAACACAGUUUUCAAGGAACUAGUACACCAAAUCCUUGAUAAGAUAAAGAACAAACCAUACUUCAAAUGGCCGAAUAAAAAGGGGGGAGACCCUACCAAGCAUAACCAAGGUCUUUAUUGCCAGUAUCAUAAGGAUCGUGGACACACUACGUAA